This is a messenger RNA of Fusarium venenatum, 1932 nucleotides long. Lineage: Eukaryota; Fungi; Ascomycota; Sordariomycetes; Hypocreales; Nectriaceae. The record is from RefSeq and is a predicted model, not a curated record.
AUGCCUGCUCCAAGAGACCCAGAAUACCUACGUUCUCGGCGUGAGCCUAAACCCCGCAAACCCCCUACGCCACCAGCGCCGAGGUGGAUUGACUUGAACACCAUCAGCUCUUGGAUCAAAGCAUGCAACGAAAAUCAUGGAGACCAUUGCCAAAGAUCUCGCCUGCUCCACGAAACACAAGGGUUGCCGAAUUGGUUGAUUCAUGUAUCAGAGAAACGCAUAGUGCCCUUUCAGCCUGGCUGCCAAUAUGUAGCUCUCAGCUACGUUUGGGGAAGGUCGACAGGCCACGAUUUGCAAUUGCUGUUAAGCAACCUUGACUCGUUCCAGGAGAUCAACGCGCUUGAAAAUAUGUGGGAAGAGGUCCCUGCUACAAUUCAACAUGCGGUGGAAUUAGUACGCCUCAUUGGCGAAGAGUACAUCUGGGUCGAUCGUCUUUGCAUUGUGCAAGAUGAUUAUGAGACGAAGCAAGAACAAAUCAGUCAAAUGGCAUUUAUAUACGGCAAUGCGUACUUCACAAUCGUCGCUACAGCAGCCUACAGCGCUGAAGAAGGACUGAAAGGGAUCAAGGAAGUUUCUCCCUCGAUGUAUUACAAUGUCUGGCCAGAAAGAGCAAACAUGGACCACUACGGCCUAAUAGCGUGGUCACCAUGGAAUGAGCGAGGAUGGACAUUGCAAGAACUCGUGUUCUCACAAAGGUCACUCUUCUUUCACCGGAAUGAGUUGACUUGGGAAUGUCACUGUGCAAUAUGGCAUGAGCGGAUGCAACUUGCAGAUAUCGGUGAAACAAGCUGCCUUGGGACGCACAACCCAAAUGCUCGUGGGUUUCGUUAUUCUUUAUGGCCGGACUUGCAAGAGUUCCAUCAGUUGGCAACCAGCUAUAGUCGCAGACAAUUGUCCUUCUCGAGCGACAUUCUUCCAGCGUUUGCUGGUAUCACGACAGCUUUAGCACACUCGUUCCCAGGUGGAUUCCUAUUUGGCCUCCCUGAAGUUGCAUUCGAUGUUACUCUCCUGUGGAGACCGUCUGGCCCAGCAUCUCAGAGUUCUAAAGUAGGCGAAGCGUCCAUUCCCAGUUGGUCCUGGAUGGUCUGCCUUGACCAGAAGAUCUCUGCAGAUCUUUCACCCUGGGCGAGUGGCUUUUCAUACCUGGUAGGCUCUUCCUCCGGCCAGGCGGCGGAACAGGGUGACAGACGCACUUAUGCACCGCUGCAUGUCGCUUAUCAACAAGAGUGGAAUUCUCGAUGGAACCGAAAGCGUCCUCCAGCGGGUGUAUUGGAUGGAUUGUUUACUGAGUCAAUUUGCUCGUGGUAUGUUAAAGAAGAGACAGGUGACAGACUCAUUUCAAAUGACCUCGACGAGUUCAAAGAUUGCUGUCGUAACGAGACCCCUGAGCUACCUCCAGGUUGGGAAAGAGAAGGGGAUCUAUUCUACCAUCCAUUUGACCCGCAGCGCAGAUUCAAGUAUCCUAUUCCUCUAGUCACUAACGAAGAGGAGGUUUUUAUCAAAAAAGACUCUUCGUUUGUGAUAACAACUCAAACGGAGAGAGCAUUCUUCUAUAAUAUCCCCGAAUCAUACGGACAAGCUGUGGAUAGGCUUGAAGAAGAAGCCGUCGUUAAUAUCUGCAACAGCGAGCAAACCUGGGUCGGUUGCCUGCGCGUUCAGACCCGAACAAUACUGUGGCGACUGUUGAUUAAGAAAGUCGAGUGCGAAUUGGUAGCAAUAUCUAAAGGAUAUAUCGACUCGAGUGCGGGUGGCUGGUCUCGUCUUGACGAAUAUGAUGCAUUGAAAAGUCGAGAACUAGAGAAGUAUGAGUUCUACAACGUCUUGUUUAUUGAGUGGAAGGAUGGCGUCGCUCAUCGACAAGGAAUUGGACGCGUGGAUAAAUUGGCUUGGGAAGCUGAGCCUCGUCAGAUGAUCGAUUUAUUGUUGGCAUAA